UUGAGUACCGUUGUGUUUGGUUCACAAAAACUAAAUUUAGUGCACAAGCCUAAUAGACUCGUUAUUACCCCUACUUUUCAAUAGAAAUUUUUAGGGUAGGGACUCUGAAUUGAUAAUACGUGACUUAGUUCCGCACUCUUUUUUUUUUUUUUUUUUGGAAGAUUAGUUCCACACACUUUUUUGACAGUAAAACACAUAAAACUGCAUAUCUUAACCAAAGCGCCAAAAUAAUUUUUUGGAGUGCCAAGGUUAUUUUCCUAAAUCCUAUGAAGAAUUACAAUUCAACAAGUUGUACUUUGAAAAAUGUUAAAUUCAAAGGGUAAGAUCGUCUUUUCAAUCAUAAACUCACAAUCUUACAGCAAUAAGACUGUAUCCCCACAACCAAAAUCAAAAUGGCAUCUUUGAUUCUUGAAAAAUGGGAUUUGCCCCCAAAAUAUUUAAAGUGAAAAAGAUGGAGUAAGAAAUUUCUCAAAAAAAAAAAAAAAAACACAAAAAAUUUCACUACUACUAGUAGCAAGUAGCAAAAUGAUGAGUUAAAUGAGAAAAGAAUGGUUUCUUAACUUACUUUAAUGGACAUCAACUGUACUCACAGCUGCUUACUGUCUUUCUCUCUUUUCCUCUUUCUCUCUCCUCCUGAUUACAAGGCAUGCUCAUUCUCUCUCUUCCUUUCUUUCAUUCAUUCAUUCAUUCAUUAUUUUCUCUCUCUAAAAAAACACCCUUUUUCUGGGUAACACUUCAUUAUUGCUUAUUUAUCUAUGUUCUUCUUCUGAUUAUUUGGAGGUUGAUUUUCACUUUAAUGGUCAAAUAAAUUUGAUUGGUUUUUUCAAAUGGGUUUAAUUGCUUGAAGUUGAAGCUCUAUUUGAAAUUGGAAGAAAAUGAUUUGAAGUUUGUUGGGUUUGUACAUUUCUUUGAGUUCACUACUGUGAGAUCUGAAGUGGGGUAUACCCAGUUUGUUAGAAUCAAAUAAUUAGCCAUUUUAAUUUUUCUGGCUUGAAAUGCAAGUGUAAUUAAAGAAUUAUAGAUGCAUCAAUGGGUGUAAAUAUGGAAUUGGAAUUUGAUAAAUUCUGCAAAGUAGGUCGGAGCCCUAGAACUGUUCUUCCUUCUCCGCAGCAACCGAAAAAGGUUGAGCGUAGGAGUAGUAGAAAAGGAAGAACCAGUUCUAGGAAUGAAGAUUAUGAUUUAGUAAGUUUAGAAGAGAAAGGAUUUACGGAGAUUAAGUUUCGGAAUUAUCGGAGUGUUUCUUGUAAGAAUCUUCCAUCAGGAAAUGUUGAGUUGGAAUGCAAUGAUUUCCUGAGGCGUGGCUCGGUGUAUCAGAGCUCCACAGAUAGAAGAUUUAAGAGGCCGGAAACUCAGGGUGGGAGAAAAAAGGUUGAGUUUUCACUCAAUAGUGAGACACCCUUCUCCUUUAGUAUACUAGAUUCUAUAUGCGGUUCUGAUGAGGAAGCCCGAGCUGAGCCUGAGCAGAAGAGAUCAUCAGUUGUAUCAUUGAAUUCGGAUGCUGUAUCUUCUGCUAAGCCUCCUAGACAGCCGUGUUAUAUGGAUUUGAAAGAGCGACAAAGUGAUUCGGGUUCAUGUGCUGAGAGGGACUCAAUGAAAAAUCAGAAGUUCAGAUGUGAACGAGUGAAUAGUCCUUCGAACAAUGCUAAUGCCCUCAAAGAGAGAGACUCUCUUGCUUUGAACAAGUCUCUCUCUGCCAAGCUUGCAAUGCCACAUUCCCCAACUCAUUCAGAAGGGGAUAAAACCAAAGGAAGCCCGAAAACACGUUUCAAAAAGAUGUUUGACCCUUUUACAAAGUCUAAGUCUCAUCGAACUCCUUCAUAUGAUGCCAAAUCAUUGAGCUUAGCAGAUAUUGGGAAAGCUAAAACACUACGGAAAUCCUUGUUACAUGAUUUUUCAAGUGCAGUGCCAAAUGUGGAGACUACUGAAACCCCACCUGUCAAGAAAGAGCCGCAGCAGGUUGUCUCACCAUGCUCACCUGCUCACCUUAGAGGUAAUCUGAAGAUGGAGCAGAAGCAUGGAGUCCCAUACUUUGAGUUCUCGAUGGCAAACUCCGAUGAUUUGUAUGUGGCAAAAACAUGGAAGGCGGAAAAUGCACUUAAUUGGGUGUAUACUUUUCAUUCUGUUCAGGGUAAAAAGAGAAGUAGUGCAGGUGGUUGGGGAGUGAAGUACAGCAAUAAAGAUUCUCCCAUGGUUGGACAGAUGCAGGUACAGUGUUACUUAUGCUCGGAGCUAAGAGGUGGUGGAGCUUUUAGCAACUCGAUGAUGACAGAGUUCGUGAUGUAUGAUAUUGCUCAUGCAAGAAAAAGUGUCACUGCUGAAGAAGAGAUCAACAGCUCUGAAAAUUCCAUAGUUGUGGGUGUUUCUAGUGAAAGUUCGGUAGAAGGAAAUAUUGAAUUGGAUGAUUUGUUUGGUGUCUCAAAGCCUAGACUGCCAACCAUGAAUGCUGUUGACAAUUGCACUGCAGAUUUCUCUACUCCUUACCCAUGGGCCCAAGCAGAUUUGCGACCAAGCUUUGAAAUUGCAGCUGUUGUUGUUCAAAAUCCCUUUGAGAAAAGAGAGAGCUUAAAAUAUAAAAGGGGAAAUAAAUAUAGUGACCAGGUUACAAAGGACUUGCGUGAUGAUAGUAGCCCAGUAAAGGUGAAUGUAGUGACCCCGUUGGGGAACCAUGGUUUGCCAACUAGCGGUGAAAGUAGAGGGCCUUCUUCAUUACUCGAUAGAUGGAGGCUAGGUGGAGGCUGCGAAUGUGGUGGAUGGGAUAUGGCUUGCCCCCUUCUUGUUUUUGGUAAUCCAAGUACUCAAUGCAAGGAUCAGCACGCUAUUUUAGAGAAGGAUCAGCCUUUGCAACUCUAUAUUCAGGGAGGAAAAGAAAACAUGCCAGCUUUGACCAUAAAAAUCACCGAGAAGGGGAAAUAUGCAGUAGAUUUCCAUGCACAACUAUCAGUACUACAGGCUUUUGCUGUCUGUGUUUCAAUCAUGCACACAACAGAAGCUUCUAGCUUGGUUGAGCAAGAGAAAAGCAAAGAGUUAUUGCAGAGUAGCUCUCUGAAGGUUCUGGUUGAGGAUGAAGUGAAAAUCUUGAUCGAAGCAGUCACAGAAGAGGAAAAGAAGAAAGUUGCAAAGGCCGCAGAAGAACAUCAGCCAUCUUUUGUGCUGAAUCCACCCUUUUCUCCUAUUGCCCGAGUGUAGCUCAUUCAGUUUUUUUGUUAACAAUGGAACUAAAUCUCCACAACUCUUGCAUUUCAGAGCCCAAUUGAAAAUUUUACAUCUGAUUUCCACAAGAACUUUGGGAAACUUUACACGUCAGAACCUCCAAAGGUCAUCUGAAUGCAGAGAGUAUACUUGGAGUAUCUGUUCAGUAGUAAGACUUUCAGAAAGGAAAUAUACUGUCCAUAUUUGGUAGAUCAUAGAGAGGGCUAAGAUCAUCUGAUCAUUUUAGGCGGAAUAGCUAGGUUUCUCCUUUUGUUUUCAUUUUCUUUUCUUGUACCCUUAUAUCAUCUUGAUUCAAUUUUGUACUUGUAAUUUAUAGGGCGCUAGAGAAAGAGAUUAGUUGAAUGUUUAUGGUUCUAAACAUCAGGUCACGGUAGAUUUUGGAGCCAAAAGAAGAGCUUUUGUAUUUUAGCAAAAUAUGUAUUGCAAAUAAUGUAAUAAAUCUUUAUGGAAAGAAUUUUAUGCAGAAUGGCAUUCUGCUUUUAGUCCUUGAA
Messenger RNA from Chenopodium quinoa (quinoa), 3701 nucleotides. RefSeq lists its product as uncharacterized. The transcript is spliced from 3 exons. Bases 1030 to 3186 code for a protein of 718 amino acids. NCBI's taxonomy places the organism in Eukaryota, Viridiplantae, Streptophyta, Magnoliopsida, Caryophyllales, Amaranthaceae. The record is from RefSeq and is a predicted model, not a curated record.